Penicillium taxi is the source of this 1539-nucleotide messenger RNA. RefSeq lists its product as uncharacterized. The coding region runs from base 1 to 1539 and encodes 512 amino acids. The record is from RefSeq and is a predicted model, not a curated record. The transcript has 4 exons. Lineage: Eukaryota; Fungi; Ascomycota; Eurotiomycetes; Eurotiales; Aspergillaceae.
AUGGAACCCUCCAUUCUUACCGACGAACUCAUUUCGACGCUCAAGGAACGAGAUAUUCUGGUUCAACGCGAUGUGAUAGCAUCAGCAUUAGAGGAUUCGGUCACGGCACCCAAUAAUGCGGAAUGGAUAUCGAAGCACUUGCGUCCGGAGACCUUGCUCUCUAAAGAAGAGCUGAUAUUAUACUCGAGGCUUGAGAGUACCGGUACUCUUCAAUCCAUUCUUAGGGACCCCGAUCUCAAUGCAACGCGACCCUUUCUGGAAGGCGACAUUCGAGUCGCAAUUGAAUCCCUCCAAGCAUCGACUGCUGCAAUCAACAAGCAGACUAAGCUAUUGUCUAUACAAUGUGAAUCGCUGAGAAAGACAAUGCGUCGACAAGAUGGCUUGGAUCAAAAUCGAAGUCAGGAGAUUGCACGUUUGCGGAAGAAGCAUGAAGCUGGAAGACAGAACACGACAGUCGCGGCAAUCGACCUUUCCAAUGAGCUCGAGACCAUAUUUAGAAGCGAGAUGGAGAAGACGGGCACGGAAAACAAAAGGAUUUUGUCGACAUUAUCGACUCAACUUAAGCAAGAUGAUCAGGUUCUUGCUAGAUUGGAGACUAUAAUGUCUGGGGUGAAGUCAAACAGGGGCGAUGCAUCUACUGUCAAACGAGCAGCUCAUCUCAGUAGCCUCCUGGCAAACUACAGUGCAUCAGAAAUCCACUGUCGUCUUGAUCGGCUAUACCUGGAGGCGCUUCACUUUGGAGGCUCCUCUAUUCAGCCAUCUACAGAUGAGUCUGUUGACAUUUUGGAGCAGGAAUUGGAGUCUUUGUACCCGGAGAUUGAGAUCUUGGCUCAGAUGUCGACUGAACAAGAAUUCCAUGAUCCUGUCCUUCGUGAAAUAUAUAAUGAACACAGCAUACUUGGCGCAAACUCGCAGCAGAAGUUGGAACAGGUUCAUGAUGCCUUGAUUGACAUGACCCGUUCCAAACAAACAUGGGUAAAAGAGCUCGUAGGACGAGAAUCUUCCUGUGAACUUCUGGAAAAACUAGCAACGCUCUAUCAAACAGAGGCAGCUAGCCAACUGAUGCAGUCAUCUUCCCGACGUGACUCAUUGAGACGCCGCUCGACCCAGUCAGUUCUACACACAGCCACACGAACUGAAAAUCCAGUGCCUGAUCAGCCUGCCCUGGAGAACAUCCUGCGGCGCAAUGGGGUCACGCCCGACUCUGUGCUCCGACCGAGCGCAGAGAAUACUGGCGAUUCAGCCAUGUACGAGAAGAGAAUCCACAUGCGCGACCUGCUACAAAAUCUCGGGAUCGGGACGGAAGCUCCCCUCGUGGCCCACCUGAUAUCUUCGGAUAGUGCAUUGCAGCUUCUUUCAUCCUCUUUGCAUGCCAGCUCGCCUUAUGCCAAGUCUUUGCGCAACGCCAGUCAAGAAGAAGCUAUAUUGGGCUUAGAGCGCGAACUUGAGUUAAUUCAGAAGGGGAUUCAGGGAUUGAACCUCGAUGUUCUGCACCGACGAGAUAAAAUGCAGGACCAGUUCCUUGGGCAAUGGCGCUAA